Messenger RNA from Ogataea polymorpha, 3525 nucleotides. RefSeq lists its product as uncharacterized. The record is from RefSeq and is a predicted model, not a curated record. Gene Ontology annotation, biological process: monoatomic cation transport; copper ion homeostasis. The transcript has a single exon. Gene Ontology annotation, cellular component: membrane. The coding region runs from base 548 to 3484 and encodes 978 amino acids. Lineage: Eukaryota; Fungi; Ascomycota; Pichiomycetes; Pichiales; Pichiaceae. Gene Ontology annotation, molecular function: ATP binding; copper ion binding; ATP hydrolysis activity.
GCGUUUCACGGUUCAGCUAGCCAACGUCCAUUGUGACGAGUGCUCAAUAAGCAUCCACCGCGCUCUCAAGGACAUCUUUGAUGUAACAGAGUUCAAUAGAAUUGUGUGCCAUGACAGAACAGCAGAUAAGACAAAGCCCCCAGUUGUUGUGUUUCUGACCGACGGCGAGCUCACGAUUGUUGGUCCAGGCGCCGAUCUUGCAGCUAACGAGGCCCGUGUGCUGCGCAAGUUGGAAAGCUGCGGCUUUGAUGUCAUCUCUUGGGACAUAUCCAAUGACCAAUCCAGGCCCUCGUGGACAGAGCCGAUCAGUCUGGUUUUGCUCAAGGCAAAACGAAUCUUGGCCACCAGCAAGCGCGAAAAACACCAUCGUGAACACUGCAAGAAGUGUCGCGAGGAGUAUGAGCAGCAUGGGGAGCCCGAUCUGCUGAAACGGCUGAAACGGCUGAAACGCAAUACCCAGUCGGAUUCAGAGGACAGUACCGUUGUGGACGUGGAGGUGAAGGCAGAGCCACUCAAGGAAUACCGUGCGCUGCUCAGCAUCCAAGGAAUGACGUGCGCAUCGUGCGUCGGCAGCAUUGAGGCUGCCAUAAGUCAGUGUCUGCAGAGCCUUGGUGUGCCGCUUACGGAAAACGACAAGCCUGUUUUCCAAGUGUCGCUCGUGGACAGCGUGUGCACCGUGUUGCUGCCCGACCGCCAGUAUGUGAAUCACGUGAUCAAGGCUGUGCGGGAGACUGGGUUCGAGUGCACGCUGCUGGAGAUGCUGCCGAUCGAGCGCUCGCAGAAAUACGAGGUGGUGACGCUGAUUGGCGGGAUGACCUGCAGCGCGUGCGCGCAGACGAUCAGCCAGGCGGUCGACGAGAACUGCUCGUUUGUGCUGGAGUGCAACAUCAACAUCGUCAACAAGCAGGGCCUGUUUAUCCUGGAGUCAGCGAGCGACGCAGACCUGCAGCGGCUCCGGCAAUGCGUAGAGGACGUUGGGUACGAGUUUGAGGUGCUGAGUGUGCGGGAGAUCAGCCACGCAGCCACCAAGACCCGCUCGCGCACCGUCAACCUCAAGGUCAGCGGCAUGUACUGCGAACACUGUCCGGAGAUCAUCAACAAGAAGCUGAAUGAGUACGGCGACGUGAUUGUGGUGAAUGACCCGAUCAGCCUGAACCACCCGUACGUCAAGUUCACGUAUGUGCCGAACCCGCCGCAGCUGACGAUCCGCAAAAUCGUCGACGAGAUCAAUGGGUUGAGCGACAAGUUCCAGCUCGAGAUUGUGCGCGUGGCGUCCGUGGAGGAGCACCUGACGCAGCUGGCGCGGCGGGAGCUGUGGCGCAUUGUGCGCAAGCUUGUGCUGUCGACGGUCGUGGCGGUGCCUACGUUUGUGUUUGGCAUUGUGGGCAUGUCGCUGCUGCCAAAGCACAACGCCUUUCGAAUGUGGCUGAUGCAACCGCUGUGGCGCGGCAACGUCUCACGAGUGGUCUGGAUCCUCUUCUUUCUGGCCACGCCGGUGUACUUUUUCGGCGCCAGCAUGUUCCAUCUCAAGGCUUUGCGGGAGGUCCGUGCGCUGUGGAAGCGCAGUGUUCCGUGGGGCCGGCGACUGCUGCGUUUCGGGUCAAUGAAUCUCCUGAUGUCUUUGGGCACGACAGUGGCCUAUGUUGCCAGCAUUGCGAUGCUGGCAUUGUCUGCGCAUGCGCCGCGGGGCAGCGACGGGUUUACAACGACCUAUUUCGACUCGGUGGUCUUUUUGACAUUUUUUCUGAGCAUCGGCAAGCUGCUAGAGAGCUGGUCCAAGUCCAAGACGGCCAACGCUGUCAGCCAGCUGAGCGGGUUCAAAGCCACGGAGGCCACGUUGGUGGAGGACGGUGCUGAGCGCGAAAUUGGCGUCGAUUACCUUGAGCUUGGCGACACCAUUGCAAUAAAGCCUGGAGACUCGCCUCCCGUUGACUGCAUCAUCGUCGAGGGGGAGGCCGAUUUCGACGAGAGCAUGCUGACCGGCGAGUCGCAGGCGAUCCACCACGUUAAGGGCGAUCAGAUAUUUGCCGGGACUGUCAGCCAGGGCCCUGGGACCGUGCGUGCGCAGAUCUCGGCCUUGCAGGGCAAUUCGCUUUUGGACCAGAUUGUUGACAUUGUGCGCAACGGCCAGCUUAAUAAGUCGCCGAUCGAAAAACUUGCCGACAAACUCACCAGCUAUUUUGUUCCCGUUGUGUGUCUAAUCUCGCUGAUUGUCUGGAUAAUCUGGCUCGUUCUUGGAUACACUGUCCUUCCGCCAAGCUAUCUAGACAUUGACGUGGGUGGCUGGGCAGUGUGGUCCCUGCAGUUCUCCAUUGCUGUUUUUGUCAUUGCGUGUCCGUGUGGUCUUGGGCUUGCUGCGCCGACGGCGUUGUUUGUCGGGUCCGGACUGGCCGCCAAAAACGGCAUUUUGGUCCGCGGCGGCGGCGCCUCGUUCCAGCAGGCAGCAAACGUCGAAGUGGUGUGUUUUGACAAGACCGGAACGCUCACCAGGGCAGAAAUUAAGGUCACCGACCACCACGUCUCUGGUGACUUUGCGCUCGCUAUCCAGCUCGCCAGAGACCUUGAACUGGGCUCCAAACACCCACUUGCCGCUGCCGUGCGGAAUUUUGCCUUGGAAAGUGCCAACAGCCGCGGCAUCGAGCUGGGAACCAGGCUUGUCACAAAAGUCGAGGAAGAGAGCGGCCGCGGUGUGUUCGGCGACUAUGAAGACAAGCGUGCGCUUCUGGGUAACGAGAAAAUGAUGGCCGAACAUGGCGUGCUUUUGACGGACGAGAAUAUGCGGCUUCUAGAGGAGUGGAAGAAGCAGGGCAAGAGCGUCGUUUGCGUGGCUGUCGAUAAACAGCUUUUGAUGCUGCUUGCGGCCCGCGACGAGGUGCGGCCGGAGGCAAAAGCCGUCAUCGAAGACCUCCGCCGGCGCGGCGUAGAUGUGUACAUGAUAAGCGGCGACAACCACCUCACCGCAGAGGCCAUUGCCCGCGAGGUUGGCAUCGCUGCUGAUCACGUGAUUGCAAAUGUGCUUCCUCAGGGCAAGUCGGACAAGAUCAAGUGGUUGCAACAAACGUACCACGGCGUGCCAAACAAGCCUACAAAGCCAGCAGUGGUUGCUAUGGUUGGUGACGGCAUCAACGAUGCGCCUGCGCUCGCGACGGCGGACAUUGGUGUCGCCAUGGGCUCGGGGUCGGAUCUGGCCUUGAGCUCGUGCGAUUUUGUCCUUUUGUCGCAGAAACAGCCACUCAAGCAGCUGCAAAUCCUGCUCCAGCUGUCGCACAAAGUGAUCAACCGUGUCAAAUUCAACUUUGGCUGGGCACUGGUCUACAAUGUGAUUGGAAUCCCGAUCGCUGCAGGGGUUAUUUAUCCGUACCAUAACUCGCGUCUGAGUCCUACGUGGUCGAGUUUAGCCAUGGCUUGUUCGAGCGUGAGUGUUUUAUGCAGCAGUCUGGCACUCAGAUGGGAAAGCCGGUUCUGGGGAUGGCGUUCGGAAUGAUUUACCAAAAUCUUAUGAUACUCUAUAAUUACUAUAAGCAG